UGUGCGCCUGCCGGGCGGCACGCCUCUCCUGCUGGGCUGCGGCCAGGGCCCACAUGCCCAGGGCUCUCUGAGGGCCGAGCCUCCUUGGGCCAGGAUCCGUGGAGGAAACUUCUUCGCGUCCUUUCUCCUUUGUGGCCCCCGUUGGACCGGGCCCAGCACCUGUCGCUCGGCUGAACCCGGGCAGAGGAGGGCAAGCUUCGAGGCAAAGCCAGAAGCUGAGAGAUUGGGGUCCCGAGGCCAUUCUGUGACUGCGCGGGGAGGACGCAUCUGGGCCGGAGCCAUGGUGAGGAACAUGGAUGACCUGGACUUCUGCCUCCAGUCCCACCCCCAGGACAUCCUGGAUGGGCUCCGGGCCUUCCGCGCCCACCCCAAGCUGUCGGACGUCACGCUGCGGGUCGCUGGCCAGGCGUUCCCGUGUCACCGCAGCCUCCUGGCCCUCUGCAGCCCCUACUUCCACGCCAUGUUUGCGGGGGACUUUGCGGAGAGCAUCGCCGCCCAGGUGGAGCUCCCCGAUGUGGACCCCGGCACGGUGGGGCUGCUGCUGGACUUCGUGUACACGGGCAGGCUCACGGUCAACCAGGACAACGUGGAGGCGCUGACCGAGACCUCCAACCGGCUCCAUUUCCCCGCCGUGCAGAGAGUGUGCAGCCGCUACCUGCAGCAGCAGAUAGACGCCAGCAACUGCCUGGGCAUCUGCGACUUCGGGGAGCGCCACGGCUGUCCCGAGGUGUCCUCCAAAGCCUGGGCCUUCCUGCAGGAGAACUUCGAGGCCGUGUCUCAGGAGGAGGAGUUCCUGCAGCUGCCCAAAGACAGGCUGGCCGCCUACCUGGCCAACGAGCUGCUCCAGGUGCGGGAGGAGCAGAGCCGGGCCGAGGCCCUGCUCAGGUGGGUGAGGUACCAGGAGGAGGCCAGGGCCCGCUACCUGCCCGAGCUGCUCGACCUGGUGCACCUGGUUUCUCUUCCCGACCAAUUCCGGCAGCACUUGCUCUGCACCGAGCCUUUGACGAGGGCUUCGGAGGCCUGCAAGGCGGUGAUCUCCCAGCAACAGAGCCUGGCUUCAACAAUGCUUCCGCAGAAACUGGAAGAAGUUCUGGUGAUAGUAGGGGGGCGCGCACUGGAAGAGUCCGAGGAUGAGGAGAAUCAUGAGGAGCCUCCACCCAUCUCCAGGAACUGCGCCUUCUAUAAUACAAAAUCUAAACGCUGGACGGCCCUUCCCGAUUUCCCCGACUACCACAAGUGGGGCUUUUCUCUGGUGGCGCUGAACAAUGAUAUUUAUGUCACAGGAGGUUCCCGCGGCAGUAAAAUCGACACGUGGUCCACAACCCAGGUCUGGUGCUUUUCACAGAAAGAGGGCAUCUGGAAAAUCAUUGCGCCGAUGUUGAAAGCCCGCACCAACCACGCCAGCGCCGCGCUCAACGGAGAGAUCUACGCCAUUGGGGGGACCACCAUGGACGUGGUGGAGGUCGAGAGCUACAACCCCUACAACGACAGCUGGUCGGUCAUCAGUCCGGCGCCCAAGUACGUGAGCAACUUCUCUGCCGUCGGCUGCCACGGGAGGCUCUACCUCGUGGGCUCGUGCGCCUGCAAGUACAACGCGCUGACCCUGCAGUGCUAUAACCCCCUCACAGAAGUCUGGAGCGUGAUCGCGUCGCCUUUCAUCCCAAAGUACCUGUCCUCCCCUCGUUGCGCCUCCCUCAACGGGGCCAUCUACCUCAUCGGGGACAACACCAAGAAGGUCUACAUGUACGACCCCGAGGCCAACGUGUGGCAGAAGGUUCAGCUGCUUCACAGUCUGCACGAGAAUGGCGGGAUGGUAUCCCUGGGCGACAAGCUCUAUGUGACGGGAGGCCGCUGGCAGGGCAUGGAAGGAGACUACCGGGUGGAGAUGGAGGUGUAUGAUGGGACUAAAGAUGUCUGGACGCGGGAAGGGGCGCUGCCCUGCCUCUGGCUCUACCACAGCUCUUCUUCCGUCUUCAUGGACAUCUCCAAGUGGACAGAGCCCUUUUUGAGGAGCUAAGGGCCUCCGAGGUCACACCUGUUUCUUCACCAUCCUCCACUAAAGUUGAGGUACCCACAGGCCUUUGCAUGAGCCUCCCCCAGGUAUCCCUCUCCACCAUGUCUGGAUGUCAUCACGUGUGCAAGUUUCUGCUUCUUCCUGCUUCCCAGAGCCAGAAGCCUUCGAGGGGAGGAAGUGAUGAUACCCACUGGUUUCCAAGGAAAGUUUAAAUGUGACUGCCAUGGCUGCUUUUGUUGCCUUUGCUGUUAUUUCCUUGAUAUUACUGAGAACCCCUUUUGAUAUGUUCUUAUUGGGUAACCCAGGGCAAAUCCUCUUGAGGGGAGGGAGGCUGGACUCGAUUCCGAUUCUGGGCUUGCCAUUUGGGGUUAGAGAGCUACCGAUAAAAGGCCAGGAGCCCUGAAGCCCACGUGAUUUCUAACUUCCUGAGCCUCAGUUUCCACGUGUACAAGAGAAUGCUGAACAAGAUGAGCUCCAACGUCCCUUCCUAGUCCAAAUGUCCAUGAAAUGCUCACUAUCUGAGUUUCAGUCUUUCCGCUCAUCCAAUAAGGAAGCUGAACACUCUCCCGGGUCUCUUCCAAAUCCAAACAUUUGCAGGUCUUCUCUAGGACCUUGUGCCAGUCAUUUCCCAUGUCUGAGGCUCAGCUUUCUCCUCUGUAAAGGAAAGAAAUCAUUCUCACCCUCCAAAUUCCCCUCUCUCUCCCCUCUAACAUUUUGUGAUUCUGGGGAUCCUUCCCCCAAACUCCAAGAAUCAGUCUGAGUGAAGAGGGACGGCGUCCAUGGCAAAGCCCUUUAUAGAUAGUCUAUACACAUCCCUGAGAGUCUACACAACCUCGCCCUAGGUUCAGUGGUUUUUUGCUUCUUCUGCUUGAGAGCACUGAUAGCUAUUUAUUCUUAGUUUAUGCCCUAAAGCCUGGUAGCAUACAGUAGGUGCUUAAUAAAUGCUUUGGGGACUGGACUGGACAGGACUUAGUAAGAAAGAAGUAUGCUUACCUAGGAGAACUAGGGCCCAGUUUUGCAGAUGGUGACCUCAGUGAAGUACCAGCUGUGUGACCUACACAAGUCAUUUCAUUUCUCUGAGAUAAGGUCAUCAUAUUAAUCUAAUCAAAUAACGUAAGUGAACUGUUUUGGACGAGUGCUGAAGAUCCGCCGGCUGUUAAUUCCAUUUUCCCCCUUUGUUUUACAUUGGCUGGACAUCAAAUAGACAAAGUCUGGGGAAAACUACUAUCCUCCAACUGGCUUUUUUUCCCUUGAGGCAAUUGGGGUUAAGUGACUUGCUCAGGGUCACACAGCCAGGAAGUGUUAAGUGUCUUAGCUCAAAUUUGAAUUCAGAUCCUCCUGACUUCAGGGCUGGUGCUCUAUCCAUUGUGCCACCUAGCUGCCCCCUUUUAAAUCAUUUUUUAAAAAAAAUUCUGAACUUCAGCAUCACACAAAGAGCAUCUCCACAGAAAUAUCAGAACACAAAGUGAGGACUGUGAUGACCCAAGAUGCUCUGUUUCAUGUGGCUUGCUAUAAGGACUGUAUGCAAUAAAGUCUGUAUUUUACUUCUGAGA
Molecule: messenger RNA, 3567 nt
Organism: Antechinus flavipes (yellow-footed antechinus)
Lineage: Eukaryota; Metazoa; Chordata; Mammalia; Dasyuromorphia; Dasyuridae
Gene: KLHL30
Product: kelch like family member 30
Exons: 8
Coding region: 281-2017 (578 amino acids)
Molecular function (GO): protein binding
Source: RefSeq, a predicted model, not a curated record